Molecule: messenger RNA, 4128 nt
Organism: Psilocybe cubensis
Lineage: Eukaryota; Fungi; Basidiomycota; Agaricomycetes; Agaricales; Agrocybaceae
Exons: 22
Coding region: 1-4128 (1375 amino acids)
Cellular component (GO): cytoplasm
Molecular function (GO): ATP hydrolysis activity; ATP binding
Source: RefSeq, a predicted model, not a curated record
AUGGCACCACAACGACGCCUAAAUCAACUUUUAAACGAACUCAAGCCACCUCUAGAGACAAUUGGGACUUUGAAGCUUGGAGAUAUCACUUAUGAAGUGCCCGCCUCCUUAACACCUGCUAGGCUUGCCCGUUCUGUGAACAUACUGGACGUCAACGAUCCUGUUAACUUGGAUAAUCUUCACUUCAUACUUCAGAAGUAUCUUCUUGGACAAGACGUCUUUCUGGUCUCACAACCUGGACCUUACGCUCGAAGAUUGGCUUUAACAUUUGCUAGCAUUAUCAACACAGAAUAUGAAUACAUCGCAUUGCACAGAGAUGUAGGAGAAACGGAAUUGAAACAGGGUCGAGAAAUUAGAAAAGGCGGAAACCUUGUAUAUGUGGAUAGUCCAGCCGUAAAUGCAGUCAAGCAUGGGAGGUUGCUUAUCUUAGAAGGGAUAGAGAAAGCAGAACGCGGUAUAAUGCCUGUACUCAACAAUCUAUUGGAGAAUAGAGAAAUGAAUUUAGACGAUGGAACGCAUAUCAUACACCCUCAUCGAUAUAACCAACUCUCAUCUUCCGUUACGGAGCAAGGAAAGGUGUUCAUACCCGCUCACAAGAAUUUCCGCGUUAUCGCAAUUGCUGCACCAGUGCCACCUUAUCCUGGGUACCCUCUUGAUCCGCCAUUUCGUAGUCGAUUUCAGGCUCGGUUCAUUGACCCUGUAGGAUCCCUGCUGUCCAUUACUCAUAGUUCAUCAACUUCGGUGCCUCUCUAUGACAAACUACGAGAUCUUAUCCUAUCCACACAAUUUGCCAGCGAGUCACGAAGUGCUCUCGAAAUUGUUUCGAAGACAUCAUUACCGCCUUUUCCUCAGACUGCAUUGACUAAACUGAGAAGUUUGAUCGAGAAGUUCCCCCCUCCAGAUGAACUUUCUCCUCCUCAACUCGCUCGUCUCUUCUUGACAAUACAUCCUGGGUUGAUCCAUGCUCCUUUCCAAGCAUGGGCUAUUAUCAGCAGGCAAACUGAGGAAAGUGGACUAGGAGAGUUGGGAAGCCCAUCAAUGUCUUCGGUUGACGAAAACAUUGGGCUUUUCGGGUACCAAUUAUCAAAGAUUUGCCGAACAGGGGAUGCUACCGCAGAAGUUACCUUCGACCCGCCACCAGGUCUGAGCGCAAUAUCUGUUACUGUGCAAGCUGGAUCUAGGCAGCUUCGACCUUUCCCUUUUGCAGGGAAACUGGAGUUCAACCCAAGUCCAAGAUUUAUGGGUCUUUUGACUUGCUUUGUACAGGCUCAUGCCCUUGGUUGGGAUAUUUCUUUAAUUCCUCCUGCUUCUCCGUCAACGGCAUCAGCUUCGACUACCACUCUAGUUAGAGUGUUCGGCCAGAUACUGGGUUAUGAUGCAGAAGUUAUUCACAUGUACAAAGAACUAGGCGGUAGAGAGCUUGUCAUGCGCCGAAGGAUUGAAGAUGGUGGUGCUACAACUUGGGAACCAAGUACGUUGAUCGAAGGUGCUUGGGCAGGUCGAUUACUGCAUCUAGCUGGACUAGAUGUCAUUGGUUCUACUGCUGGUUCACUGUCACGAAUUAUCCAGGAUCGUGAAAUAGAGUUAUGGGAAAACAAGCGCAUUGUGGCUGAAGCAUCUCCAGAAGAAGCAAGAGAGCUGUCGGUUGCCCACCCUUCAUUCCGUGUCAUAAGCACAGCAUCGAAAUCCCUUCUGCUCAAGGAUUGGCUCUCUGACGAGCAUGCAAACAUGUUUUUCCCUAUUCCAAGUCAGCCCAUGGACAAGAAAGAGGAAUCAUCGAUUCUAUGUACCACGGGUUGUCGACAGGAGCUCAUCGAUACUCUUCUUGUCUUUGCGGAAAAAUACAGAAACAGCAUGUCGGCAGACAAUGUGUUGAAAAAUCGUAGAUUGGGCACGCGUACCCUUGUUAGAAUUGCCCGGAGACUCGCUUCAUACCCACAGGACACUGAUCUUCAUUCAAUCAUCCAACAAUCUUUGUUGGCAGAGUUCUUGCCAGCUACCGAGAAAAUGAAUCUCAACACAAUGCUGGAAGACUCCAAUAUUUUCAAGCUAACACCACCGUUCAAUCCUAGUCCUUAUGUAGACAAUAAUGCAUUAAUUUUCCCAGCACCAAGUAGCACUGGCGGAGAGACUUUACCAACCUCUAUUCCGCUGUUCAACUCUGCCCAUGACCCAGAAGGAUUUGCUUCUCAUGUGCCACACAUGGACCACUUUUACGACAACAGCUUGCAGACAGGCCUCAUGCGUGAUAUCGCGAUAGAUCUCGAAAUCCUGGGAGAACACAUAGUUUUGUUGGGCAAUCAGCUUUUGGGCCGCCCAAGAGAAUAUAUUCAACUGCAUAGAGAUACAACGGUUACCCAGCUCAUGUUUACUACAUCUUUAGAAGGCGGUAUCAUCAAUUAUACCGACUCUCCUCUUCUUCGCGCCAUCAAAUACGGUCGUUUUAUCAUCAUUGACGAGGCCGACAAAGCACCUGAACACGUCGUAGCGAUUUUCCGAAGUCUUGCUGGCCAAGGAGAGAUGUCUCUCUCCGACGGCAGGCGUGUGAGACCAGUGUUAGAAAGGGAGGGUGACAUUGUCGUUCAUCCCAAUUUUCGACUUAUUUUGUUGGCCAAUCGACCUGGGUAUCCUUUCCUCGGAAAUCAUUUCUUACAAGUUUUGGGAGAGAACUUCAGCGCACAUUCCGUCUCCAAUCCUGAUCAGGAGUCUGAACGCAAUCUUAUUGGACAGCUCGCUCCUGAGAUGGAUAAAGAUCUGGUUCUAAGACUUGUUGGGGCGUUUAGCGAUCUUCGCAAAGGUUAUGAAAAUGGGGUUCUGAGCUACCCAUAUUCGUUGAGAGAAUUGAUCAAUCUUGUGCGUCAUAUGAAAGCAUACCCGUCAGAUUCUUUGGGCGAUGCUUUGCGGAAUAUCUUCGAUUUCGAUGUCUAUAAACCGGAUACUAUUGACAAGUUGUCGGAGAUCUUGAUUCACCAUGGGUUGCAAGUCCCUCACCUUGGCUUGGAUGCUGCACGAGAAGCUGCAAAGAAGAAAGUCCAGGACAUAGAAUUCGAACCUAAGGAGACCAGCUUGAAAGGCCCGAAGGAGGGAGAGCAUGACAAUAAAGAACAUUCCGGCGGCAAUCGAUGGGCUGGCGGCACUGGUGGGCGAGAUACGGCUGGAAUGGGGGGUCGAGGAGGGUAUAAACGAUUCUAUAAGGGCGGCGAUAUUAAGCAGGUCUCGGACAAGCUCAAGCAGGAUGUACCUGAUCACAUCAAAGAGAAGGCUCGAGAAAUGGCUCGUCAAGAACUUCAGCGCAGGCUUGAGGAGCUUGAUAUGUCCGCUUCAGAAGCUAAAGGGUACGGUCAAUUGAUUGGUGCCACUGAAGCCCAUAUGGCAUCCCUUCUUGAUUUACUCGAACACCUUGCUGCAAAGGAGGAAGAACGAGUAUGGGUCAAACGACAGAUAGAUGGUGAACUGGACGAUAGUCGUCUGACUGAGGGAUUGACCGGAGAGUCCACAGUCUAUAAGCGACGUGGAAUGGAGAAGCCUGAAAUAGGUCGACCUCAAGUCAAGCCAAAGAGAAUCAAAUUCAUUUUCGAUUUGAGCGCGUCGAUGUACCGUUUCCAGUAUGAUGGCCGUUUGCAACGAAGCAUGGAGACAGCUGUAAUGUUGAUGGAGACCUUUGAACGUCUGUCUCGGAAAGACAAAUAUGUCUGGGAUAUGUGCGCCCAUUCGGGAGAUGGACCUGACAUUACGUUGACGGAGGCUGGUAAACCACCAGCUGACUUGAAAGCUCGAUGGAAAGUUACAGAGAAAAUGUAUAUGAUUCCUCAGUAUGCGUUUGCUGGCGAUUAUACUGUCGAGGCUAUAACUAAGGGUGUCACUGAAGUUGCUAAAUAUGAUGCAGAUGAUUGGUUUGUGAUCGCCAUCACGGACGCAAACUUUGGUAGAUACCAAAUCACUCCCGAGGAACUCACAAGGGCUAUGCGGCAUAACCCCAAGGUCAACACCGCCUUGAUUUGUAUUGGAGAAGGGGCAGAAGCUUCAUGGAUCACGAAAAGUCUUCCUGGUCGCGGUUUCCGGGUGGCUAACACUGGUGAUAUUCCAAAUGUGCUACGCAGCAUCUUAUCUACUAUGGUAGACCGAUAA